Lacerta agilis (Sand lizard) is the source of this 2943-nucleotide messenger RNA. It is a transcript of the gene ADAM15, whose product is annotated as ADAM metallopeptidase domain 15. Gene Ontology annotation, molecular function: metalloendopeptidase activity; integrin binding. The record is from RefSeq and is a predicted model, not a curated record. NCBI's taxonomy places the organism in Eukaryota, Metazoa, Chordata, Lepidosauria, Squamata, Lacertidae. The transcript has 25 exons. Bases 115 to 2847 code for a protein of 910 amino acids. Gene Ontology annotation, biological process: innate immune response; proteolysis; integrin-mediated signaling pathway.
CGAAAGCGCCGCCAAGGGCGCACGGACCUCUCCAAGGAGCCGGCGGUUGUUGCGCGCUAGGGCGCACCGUCGGGGCGCCUCUUCCCGCGACUCCCCGGCGGCUGCGAGGGACGCAUGGCGCUGCUUUUGGGGGUUGGCGUACUUCUGGCAUCCUGCGCUCCCUUCGGGGUUGGCGGCUUUCUCCCCGGACCGGCGCCGCAGCGGCGCGAAGGCACUUCGAGAGCACGGAAGGACGAUGCUGGGAUCCAGCGGCCGUGGGACAACAGGACCUGUUCGUGGCCCAUCUCGCCAACGAUCCUGCGGGGCGGGCAGCCCAUCAGCCUGAAGGAGGCAGCGUUGGGGUCUCAGGGCUUCCCGGCUCGGCUGAGGGUUGUGCUGGAGGUCGAGGGAGAUCGCCUCCUCCUGGACUUGGUACAGAAUCGGGAGCUGCUGGCAGGCACCCAAGGACUCGUCUAUUACCUUUCCAACGGGGAGAGGGCGACGCAUCCGACGAGCUCAGAGGGCAAUUGCUGCUAUCGAGGGAAGAUCCAGGGCUACCGAGACUCCUGGGCCAAUGUCUGCGUUUGCUCUGGGCUAAGUGGUCUGCUGGUUGUGUCCAGCGACAGGAGCUACAGCCUGGAGUCCAGCGCAGAAGAGUAUCAGGGUACGAGAGCCUACAGACUUGAGUCGGUCAGGCAAGAGACGGGGGAAUGUGUGCUGGUCUCUCUGUCCCGGGGACAGUUCCACCCGCGGCCGCAGCCCGAGCGCAGCUGGCUAAAAAGGGCAAAGCGAGAGGUGGAGCCUGAACGUGGAUUCGUGGAGCUAGUGAUGGUGGCUGACCAGGCAGAGUUCAAUCUGAACCCUGACCUUAACUGGACGCAGACACGGAUGCUAGAGAUCGCCAGCCACAUGGACGGGUUUUACCGGACGGUUGGUCUGCGGGUGGCUCUCGUCGGCCUCGAAGUCUGGAACCAGGGGAACCGCGUUUCUGUGGACGGUUCCCCCCGGGCGGUUCUGGAGCGGCUCUUGCGGUGGAGGCAGGAGGAACUGCUUCCACGGAUCCCACACGACAGCGUCCAGCUUAUCAUGGGAUCUCCGUUCACCGGGGGCUCAAUAGGAACGGCCACGCAGGGUUCGAUUUGCUCCCAUCGCUCCGGCGGGGUCAGCAUGGACCACUCAGUCAGCCCCUUGAUGAUCGCCUCGACUCUUUCCCACCAACUAGGCCACAACCUGGGCCUCGAACACGACGGCGCUGGCUGCAGCUGUGACGGCUCCGGCCCUAACUUAACCCCUGGUCGCAGCUGCAUCAUGGAGCCACUGACGGGCAUCAUGCCCGGUUUAACCUUCAGCGGCUGCAGCCACCGGAAGCUCCAGCAGAUCCUGCAGAGCGACCGGGUGUGGUGCCUCCUCGACGUGCCGGAUCCAGGGCGCCUGGUGGAUUCCCGCUGCGGGAACUUCCUUGUGGAGGGCAAGGAGGAGUGCGAUUGUGGCCUCCUGGUGGAGUGUACAGACCCAUGUUGCAAUGCAAGCUCAUGCAAGCUGGUGCCCGGAGCCCAGUGCGCCACGGGAGGAGCCUGUUGCCACGAGUGCAAGCUCCGCAGCGCAGGAUUUCUCUGCCGGGAAGCCCAGAACGAAUGCGACCUCCCCGAAUACUGUGACGGUACCUCCCCGCGUUGCCGGUCCAACGUCCACAAGCAAGAUGGGACGCCGUGUGGGGACGAGAAGGCCGUCUGCUAUGGCGGGGUCUGCCCCAAUUACUUGAGCCAGUGCCAAGAACUCUGGGGCCCAGGUUCGGUCCCUGUCUCGGGCUCCUGUGUAGUCUCUUUGAAUGGCAGAGGUGACCUGGAAGGGCACUGUGGUCAGCAAGCCGAUGGUUCCUAUUUGCCGUGUUCAGAGAAGGAUGCCUUGUGUGGGCGGCUGCAGUGCCAACCCAGCAGCACCAAUGCUAGAAAACAGAACAGAACGACCAGGGCUCCCGAAUGCCCACAUCACACCCCGACUCCUGUUGAUGACAUCCUGGAUCUGGCCAUGGUGUUGCCCGGCACAAGCUGUGGGGCUGGCAAGGUGUGUGUUGACCAACGGUGUCGAGAUCUCUCCUCGCUCAAGCUGCCAGGGUGCCAGUGCAACGGCCAUGGGGUAUGUAACAACAAAGGACACUGCCAUUGUCAGUCUGGCUGGGCCCCUCCGAACUGCCUGAGCAGUGGGUCGGGGGGCAGCAUAGACAGCGGGUCGGCUGCUAUGGAGUCAAGGGGCAGCGCCACCUCGACCGCCUUAGUGCUGACAGCCCUCUUACUCGUCUUGGUCCUCUGCCUCGGGAUCUGCUGCACCAAGCGGGUCGGCCUCCACAAGCGCCUCUGGCAGAUCGGCAAGGGCACCAGCUGCCAGUACAGCACUGAGGCAGAGUCCCGGGUGCGAUUCAUCCGCCCAGCUGAACAAAGAGGGAUCACGCACCCGGAGCCUCGAAGUUACAGCCAAGCCCCCCCAGAGCGCCCCCGACCCCCACAGUUCAGGCAGAACACUGAGCUCCAGCUCAUGCCGACUUCCAAGCCUGCUGCCCCCGAUGCCUCUCGACCUGACCCACCAUCCAAGCCUCUUCCGCCUGACCCGAUCCCAAAGGGUCAACAGGCCUCGGUCCAGGACAGGCCAGCGCCCCCAACGCGCCCGUUGCCUGCUGACCCCAUUCCUAAAGAUGCUCAGCCCCCUGCCAAGCCUCCGCCUCCCCAGAAGCCGCUCCCUUCGGAUCCUCCCCGGGCCGAGCUGUGCGCUGUUCCCAAUUAUGACCCUCGGGUCCAGAUGCUGCCAUCGAGGCCAGCUCCUCCUCCUCCUCCCAUGGUGUCCAGCCCAUCAUUACACAUCCACAAUAUCUAACCCGGGCCUGGCCAGGCCCACGGACUCUUCCUGCGGCGCCCCUCUCUGGCCGAAACGGGCGAUGAGGACGACAAACCCAGCCCCAUCCUGGCACUC